Messenger RNA from Camellia sinensis, 802 nucleotides. RefSeq names its product maltase-glucoamylase, intestinal protein. Lineage: Eukaryota; Viridiplantae; Streptophyta; Magnoliopsida; Ericales; Theaceae. The record is from RefSeq and is a predicted model, not a curated record.
UUAAAAAAUUUUAAAGACGUCGCACACGUCCCUCUAGUUGUAUCUCUCAUCACGCAGUCACGAAGCACUCUCGCUCCUCUCCAAUGGCGACUGCAGAGGAACAAGAAUCCAAAGUCAAUCCUCCCAUCCCAGCAGCAGACCCUCCAAACCCCUCUCUACUUAUUGUGGAGGUUAUUUGCAAAAGUUCAGGGAAAACUAGGCGGUUUGCGGCCGGCACGGAGGCUGGUUUUGCAGUUUCUUUGAUAAACAAGAAGCUUGAUGGUGGGCCGAUGGCAUUGCAUAUUGAAGCAGUGAAAGAAGGUGAAGAGCCUGUGAGCUUUGGCCCCAAUUCUGUUCUUGUGGAAUAUGGUGAUGGUUGGAAGUUACAAACAGUAACUCAAGUAGAAGGUAUUUGGAAAGCUGAAUCCAAUCGCGCAACAACUGGACACAUCCGAUCUGCAAUGAUUUCCGAUGCCUCACAUCAUAUGAAGGAGAGGUCGUCAAAACCGAUUAGUUUGUGGUAUAUCGGGAAGAUAUUGCUCGCUUUUGUUUUUAUUUUUGUUAUGGGUGCAAUAUUUUCAUUAGCUUUGGAGAAUCUUCCAAGGCUAAUCUUGUUUAUUAACUCUUCCAUGUAAUUUUUGUACUUGUACAACAGAGCUGGUCUUCUGUUAAAUUAAGGAUCUGAUAACAGAAUGUUUUUAUUUUAUUUUAUUUUAAUUUUUAAUGUUUGCCAAUGUGUAUAUGAUGGAGAGCUUUAGGGAAGAACUGUGCUGUAUUACUUUUGAAAAUCAUAAUUGCAUAUAAUCUCUCUUUUGUUAAUGCU